This is a messenger RNA of Mytilus californianus (California mussel), 4064 nucleotides long. RefSeq names its product protein DDB_G0287365-like. The transcript has 26 exons. Lineage: Eukaryota; Metazoa; Mollusca; Bivalvia; Mytilida; Mytilidae. Bases 73 to 3744 code for a protein of 1223 amino acids. The record is from RefSeq and is a predicted model, not a curated record.
UAUGUUAACAAAUGUCAUUACCUUACAAAAAGAAAGUAAGACGAUAGGAAAUGUCUCAUCAUAUGAAACUUAAUGGAGAGCUUGACAGUUCUAUACAUCUAUUUUGUCGCCGUCUUAAAUAUUUUGCGGCUAACUGCAUCUCAAUGUCCGGAUGCUAACCCUAAAUUGAGGCUUUGGUCAGAUAGCGAAACAUGGACAACAAAUGGACUUCCGGCACCUUUUCAAAAUGGCACAGUGACAAUAAAAAGUGGAAUGAAUGUCAAACUAGAUGUUGACGUUGAUGUGACUAGCAUUGCCAUAGAAACCAAUAGCCGGCUGGUGUGGGACUCUUCACGGGAUAGUGUCGUACGAACAUACUUCAUUUACAUACGAGGAAUCAUGGAAAUUGGAUCAGAGAACUGCAAAUUUAAGAAGAAAGCUCAAAUAAUUCUGAAAGGUAUUCGUGGGGAAAAUCCCGGUAUUCCACAGUGUGGCGAGAAGUUUAUUUGUGUGGACCAAGGAGGGACUCUCGAAUUGCAUGGUAGAGACAAAUUAUCCUGGACAAAAUUGACCAAAACUGUCACUAAACUAAGCGUAGGUGAUGGACUAUAUUUCAAACAUCAGGAAUCCGAGAAUAUGAAACAUGACUGGAGAGAGGGACUUAGAGUUUAUGAGAUGGAUCCUUCAUCACAACAAGUAUAUAAAGAAGAUGUGUUUUAUCUAUCUGGAGAAAUGAGCUGGUGGACCGACAAAGGAUUUAAAGAAAUAGGGCCUUUUAUAAACAGUAUUCAAGAUGGCCACGUGGUCUGUGUUGCCUUGCUGAGAAAAUUAGUUGGAUCCAAUGAUCUUUCUAGGGUAUAUACCUUGCUGGAAUCAAUAGGAGCAAAGAGAAUUCGAGAUGUCGUUUCCGAUGAUGCGUACGCAUUAAUUGCUAUUAAAGGUAAACCCGAUUCAGCGAUAGAGAGAUUGGACAAUUCAGCAAAAGAGGUACGAAUAGCUACCGUUUCCAUGGAUUUUAAAGAUGCUAAUCAACAAAUUCAGGUCAUCAGUAGAGUAAAGCCUGGUUCUCCUGGGGAAACAGAUGUAGACUUUAUAAUAUAUGAAUAUGACAGGAUUUAUCCAAUCAUUGACUUGGUUGACAACGUACACAGCUGGGAACCAGGAGACAAGGUGCUGUUAACUUCUACAGAUUUUGAUAUGGACCAGGCUGAAGAAGGAAUUGUCCAGUUUUGUCAGAACUGUAACCAGAAACAGAUAGGAAUUAGCCUUGCUCCUCGAUACACCCAUUGGUCAAAACUGGAAAACAACAUUGACAUGCGCGGAGAGGUAGCUUUGCUGACCCGUAAUAUCAAGGUCAAAGGAGAAAUGGAGAACAAUUGUCCUACAGCCAAUAAAAACUGUAAAGAUUAUCCUUAUGACACGUUUGGCGGUCAAAUCCAGAUUUUAAGAAAUUUUAAGAACGUACACAUAGAAGGCGUGGAGCUAGAAAACGUAGGGCAAGCCACUGAAAUAGGAAACUAUCCUCUACAUUUCCACAUGUGUCACGACACUGAUGACGGAAAUUAUCCUAAUCCACCAUACCUAAAGAAAAACUCUAUCUACAGAGCGUUUGCAAGAUGUAUGACAAUCCACGGUUCACAUGGCAUAACGGUUGAAGAUAACGUAUGUUAUGAUACACUGGGUCAUUCCAUUUUCUUGGAGGACGGAGGAGAAAAGAGGACAGUAAUUGAUGGCAACUUGGUAGCGUGCACACGUAAAGGAAAACUCAUUGCCUCAGACAGCACACCAGCCUCGUUCUGGAUAACAAAUCCUCUUACUGUUAUACGCAACAAUGUAGCCGCUGGUUCAGUGGAAGAUGGCUUCUGGAUAAUAUUCCCGGAUGAACCUACAGGGGAUUCUGAAAGUUUAGGAUUUAUGAAGAAAUAUGAAGCCAAACACACAAAGAUAACAGAAAUAUCCAACAACGUAGCACAUUCAAAUUUAGUGACAGGAUUUUUUAUGGAUGGUAGUAUUGAACAUAAUGAUCUUAAGGUGUAUGGCGUCAAUGGAUAUUAUCCUAGAACAAUUCCCACUGAUCCAAAGAACAAAUACGCAGAAGAUGAUCCAGUAUACAUAAACAAAAUGACAUGUUGGAAAAAUAGAAUACAGAACAGUUGGAUUAGGGGAGGAUUUAUUGUUUUGAAACAUUACUCGUCAGCAGAUAGCUGUCGAGGACUGAUAUUUGCAAGAUCAUCAAAACAAGAACAAUUUAUAGAAUCUAGUGUAAUGGUUGGUGAAACUGAUAAUAUUGGAGAACCAACGAAAACCUGGAACAAUACAUUAAAUCGACCGUUGGCAUACCCUCGGUCUCUUGCUGUACCAUGGGAUGCCCAAUUCCCAAUCAUUGGUCUGAUAUUCUAUGACGGACCUGUGUACGCUGAUAAGAUAUGGUUCAAUGAUUUUAAAUCAACAAAGAAUUACACUUCUGCAGCCAUCGGAUUUCGUCGGAAAAAUCAAUUUUCCAGUUCUCCUGCUAGUGCUAUGACAGACAUUCUGUUUGGUUUUAGUGAUCCAUUAGAAGGAAACCGUGUUUAUGACGGGAACACAACAGUUCAUGGAUUUGGUAAUCUGGAUGGGGAUAAAGGAGCUACAUUCCGGGAUGAGGAUGGAUCAGUGACGUCAUACACAUCUAGAAAACAGGUUGUCAAGCCUGGACGAUUCUAUACGACUUCCGAAUGUACAUACAGAAGAAAUUGGAACAUGGCAGUUUGUCCACAUAAAUAUGGAAAGUUAGAUGUAGAUAUAGACCGCAAUUCUCCUGACCGAGGACAAACCGAGGCUAUUAUGGUUCGAGACGAUGAACCAGAUUUUCCUGAAACUUUAUACGAUAAUUAUACAGCAGAUUUCAUGACAAUUCUUGGUGGCAGCCAUAGUUACACACUUCACUGGACUAAACAGAUUCCUAGAUUCUUCAUUAUAAGAGGCUAUGGUAUUGAGAAACAUAACCAUGUUCGAUUGGGUAUUUGUUUGCCAACUGAUGCAACGUUCAAGCUAUACACAUGGUCGCCAUUGUGGAGACCAGAAACAAAAUUAUGGAUGCAGGUGUCAUCACUUAAAGAAUUAGACAACGACACACUUGGUGAUAGAUACUUCUGGGAUAAGUCGAUAGGGAUGUUAUUUGUAAAAUUCAUCAGCUAUAGAACACGAAGCCGUAGUUGUACAACUGAUUGUGAAGGAGAAUGUCCGGUUCUACAAGUGACUGUCCUUUCAGGGGAUAGAACAAAUGGUAAUUGUCAACACAGAACUUACGUCGACCCGGGUACUUACAGAAAAUCAAGCGGUGGUAAAAUGAAAACUGAUGAACGGGAAAUGACAGCAACAUCAAAAGCUCCUCCUGUGGACUGGGGAGCUGGCUCACAACUUCCGUUUUCGUCAAGACAAAUAACAGACGGCGGGUUCUCUGAUUGGUCGGAUUAUAUGGAAUGUUCUGUCACGUGUGCAGGAGGCACUAAAUCCAUGUACAGGUACUGUAAUAACCCGUCCCCGACGAACGGAGGUGCUGACUGUACUGGACCCCCUGUUGUGACUAUUACUUGUAAUGAUAAACCGUGUCCUAUUGAUGGCGGAUUUGCAGACUGGACUUCAUGGAGCACAUGCCUUGUAACUUCCGGUUGUCAAGGUUACAGAGAAAGACAAAGAUCAUGUGACAAGCCGUUUCCACAAUAUGGCGGAAAAUAUUGCUCAGGUUCAAUUAAAGAGGAAGAAGCCUGUAGUAUGUGUUUUUAAAGAUUCGCUACUUUUUCCAAAAACUGAAUGACUCUCGCAAAGCAAGUUCAGCAAACACAAUCCUUUGUUGUAAUAUGAAUCUAAGAAGAAAAAUUAAUUUCUUUAUUUCUAAAUGAAAUAAGUGUACACAUGUAAAGGAUAGGGCAUCUUAAUGAAUUUUUACAUUCAGCGAUAUUUAUAGUAUAUGGAUAUUUGAAAUACCAGUGAAUUUGUACAAGGAUAUUAUUUUUUUUAAUAAAGUUUUAAAUGUAAAUCUAGAUAUAUUUCUCAACGAUAAUUUGAACAAUUUUGACUGCAAUUGUAACUAAUAUAAGUACCCU